Messenger RNA from Aedes albopictus (Asian tiger mosquito), 1851 nucleotides. Its product is annotated as jerky protein homolog-like. The record is from RefSeq and is a predicted model, not a curated record. Gene Ontology annotation, molecular function: DNA binding. NCBI's taxonomy places the organism in Eukaryota, Metazoa, Arthropoda, Insecta, Diptera, Culicidae. The transcript has a single exon. The annotation marks the transcript as partial. Gene Ontology annotation, cellular component: nucleus.
AUUUCACUCUUUUUAGCGGACACAUCUCCCGACACAAGAUCCUCUUCCACGCCUGGAUCAUCUGGUGCGCUGUCAUCCGAAUUGGUAACCAUCACGGCAUCUGAACUAUCUUCCGUUUUGGCUUCUGAUGCAGCUUCCAGUUCCAAGUCGGGCCAAUCAACUUCCGGAAAAGCUACCGCUGGCGCUGGUGUGAAACGUAAACAUACUACGCUCAACUUGGUGACAAAAAUGCAAAUAAUUGAGGAGGCGGAAAGAGAUGAACUUUCGUACGAGAUGAUUGCGAAAAAAUAUGGGGUAGCAACAUCUUCCGUUUCCCGGUACGUGAAAAACAAGAAUUCCAUAAGGGAAAAUAUUGAGAAGUAUCGGGGACAUGGAAUCGCUGAUCGGAAAACAAUGAAGGAGCCAUGCUAUCCAUUGCUGGAAGAAGCUUUAUAUGUGUGGGUUCUGCAGGAGCGCGAACGGAACAUGAUCAUCCCCCCCGAUGUACUCAAGGCGAAAGCAGAAAAAUUCUUCCGGGCCUUUCAGGAACAAGGAUGCUACGCCGGUAAAACGUUUACUGGUUCUGAUGGGUGGCUUCGUAGAUUCAGGAAGCGUUACGGUUUGCGGGUAUUAAUAGCUGCAGGGGAGAAAGCAUCCGCGGACGUGGAUGCAUAUCUUUUGUUCAAGACCGUACUUCUGAAUAAAAUUGUUGAAAUGGGCCUCACGAAAUCUCAGGUUUACAACGCAGAUGAGUCAGCGAUAUUUAUUAAAAUGAUUGCUUCUCGUACUGUGGCACUUUGGGACGAAUCGUGCGCAUCAGGUCGAAAGUUGGAUAAGACAAGAUUCACUUUCAUGCCGUGCUGUAAUAUUGAUGGCACAAUGAAAAUGAAAUUAAUGUUUAUCGGUACUGCAGCAAACCCAAGAGAAUUCAGCCGCUAUUCGAAAAAGUUGCUUCCAGUAUCUUAUUAUCAUUCGAAAAAGGCGUGGAUGACACGUCAACUUUUUCGAUCCUGGUUUCAUGAAGAAUUCAUCCCGGAGGUUCGCAAAUUUUCCGUACAACACAAUCUUGAACCAAAAGCGUUGCUAGUGUUAGACAACUGCUCAGCUCACUUUGAUGGUUGCGGAGAUCUGCGAAGUGAUGAUGGUCUCAUACAAGUCAUCUAUUUGCCACCCAAUGUUACAUCACAAUGCCAGCCCAUGGACCAGUCCAUAAUAAAUGCAGUUAAGCUUAGAUACAAAAGAAAGCUUAUGCUGUUCUUGGUACUGGAAAAUAUCAAUUUGCCUUUCAUGCAAAGACUGAAGAAGGUAUCCUUGCGAACCAGCAUCGAGUGGUUGUCGUCAGCAUGGAAUGAAAUAACAUCAACAUCAAUUGAAAAUUCGUGGAAAAAACUCAUCGAUGAAUUUCCAGAAGCAGAAUGGCAGGACACUUCUCAGCACGACGAGAAUCACUUGGAAGAUAUUCAUUCAUUAAUGGCGUCCAUUGACAGAUUGGCUGAAACUGAAACCGAUGACGAUCAUCUCCAGCAGUGGCUCAAGGAUGAUGUACGGGAUAGCGAUGGAAACCCUGCAUGGUUCACGACAGAAGUAUUUGAAGAUGCCGAGAUCGUCAAGUCUACAUUGAAUAAAUCGCAUGAUCCUCAGUACGAGGAAGAAGAAUGGCUUGAAGAUCCGCCCGAAGAGGAUGCCGAUAUUCAAUACGAGUCUCAAAGUUCGUCUGCGGAAAAUUCUCAAUGUUCUGAAUUUCAGAAGGCGCUAGAUUCUCUUGACUAUUUAAUAGAAUACGUGAAACAUGAUUUGUCUGAAGUAAGCAAGCUGAAGUUGUUGCGCAUGAAUCUAAUUGAAAACGAGUGGAAGAAGCGGAAUAUGUGAUUU